AUGACAUUGUUGAUUCGACCUGACAACGCUGAAGAGUCCAAGGGCGGAAACACUCUCGUCGAGGCUCGUGACUUGUCCAGGCGCGCGUCUGUUCUCAUCCUGACUCCAUACAAAGAACAAAAACGUCUGUAUGAUCUCUUGCUGCGACAAUUGACCGAGGCCGAAGUCCCUAAGGAUCUGGUUGAAGUCCGAACUGUUGACGACUCACCCAGUCAUGAAGCGGAUGUCGUCAUCCUCGACUUGGCGCGCACCGUAAAGAAGGGUUUCGUCAACGAGGCCCCUCGCAUGAAUGUCGCUACGACUCGUGCUCGUCUUGGCCAAUUCGUGAUUGGUCCGGGCAAGAAGACUCCCCUUGAGUGGCCCUUGAACCACCUCGUUGCUUUCCUCGAGGAACGAAGUGCAGUCAUCAAUCUCAAAGACCGCUGCCGUUGGUACUUUAUGUGCAACAACUGCUGUCAGCCCGGUCACAUUGCUACCGAGUGCAAAUUCAAGCCGAAGUGUGUUCGGUGCGAUGGAGCAUCCCAUGUGACUCGCAACUGUCCUCGCGUGGAGGAGGACGCGAUCUCGACAUCCGCAUCCGAACCGAUCACUGCUGACGAUGGCAUUCAGCGAGAUGUUCUCAACCAUCCACGUGUCAACUUCUCCGACUCGAAGCGAUCCAAGAAGAACAGCACCACUCGUGAGGAAGCGUUUGCUAAGCCCGACAAACACAAGGACGCUAUGCGCAAAGCCUUUCGCAAUGCUAUGCGAGGGAUUCGUAAGGUCAAGAAGGACCAGGGCGUCCAGGAUGUUGAGACUGACGAGCAUGAUCAGGUGGGCGACGAUGGAGCUGACGAUGGUGUCUGGUAA
Molecule: messenger RNA, 849 nt
Organism: Fusarium fujikuroi IMI 58289
Lineage: Eukaryota; Fungi; Ascomycota; Sordariomycetes; Hypocreales; Nectriaceae
Exons: 2
Coding region: 1-849 (282 amino acids)
Molecular function (GO): nucleic acid binding; zinc ion binding
Source: RefSeq, a predicted model, not a curated record